Molecule: messenger RNA, 1755 nt
Organism: Fonsecaea erecta
Lineage: Eukaryota; Fungi; Ascomycota; Eurotiomycetes; Chaetothyriales; Herpotrichiellaceae
Exons: 1
Coding region: 1-1755 (584 amino acids)
Source: RefSeq, a predicted model, not a curated record
AUGCCCGCCGAAAGACCCUUCGAGGGUGACUUCCUGUUUGUCAAUCACGAUGCAAAUCAGAUGAAAGCCCUGCCCAACAGACGGAGAGUCUUCUCUCAUGUGCAGAAGCAGUAUCGCAGCUGGAAGCGGCAGGAAGAGAUUCGAGCUCUGCGGGCUUCUAUAAAGGCUCCUUUUCCUGAUGCCCAGUCAAAGGUGAACCCCCAGGGGUCCGCGUCGACACAAGCCCCAGCGCUCGAUACACACCAAUCACCAAACGUCAAGCAUACCAGGCGUGUACAAGGCCCAGGAAGAACAGUCUCGGAUGCCGAGAACCGUCCACGAGCGUCUGCAAAGAUGGCGAUUCGCUCGCUGAUCAACCACGAAGUCCUCGACCAACCAGAUCAGGCAGAGGGGAUGCACCAGGCACAUAUAACGCCACUUCAACCACAAUCUCUGAUGACCAUUGUAGGUAAAGGUAACUCGGACCCGUUUGCCGCCUACGCCGUUGAGAUCACCCCGACCGCCAACGACAUACUGAGUUUCCACCGCGACUUCGUUAUCCCGGCCCUCUACCACACCACCAAGCGCAGAUGGAUGACGAGCGCCAGCGCGUGGCGGGAUUGGCGAGACUGCGUCGACGGACUGGGAGACGGGGUCGAUGGACUGGGGGACGAAGGUGCUGGGUCAGGAUUCAUCGCCAGCUGCGCGGCCGAGGCGGCGGUGAUCUCUCUGAACCCGACCGUCCAGAAGCAAGCCGUCUACUACCGGGCCAAAAGCGUGGCCGCGCUGCAGAACCGCCUCGCCGCCGGCAAGGUCCAUCGCGCCCAGCUCUACUGGCACAUCCAUCUCCUCGUGAGCGCUGACGCGCUGAUGGGUGACUUCACCGGCACAGCCACACACCUCAAUAUGCUGCGGUGCUACUUCGAGCACGACGGGGACAAGCUGGACACCAACCUGCUGCUGUACGUCCUCUAUAACGACAUCCACCGCGCCUCCAUGUUCCUCUGCAGACCCAUUUUCGACAUGGACGAGUGGCUCCCCAAACGGCUGCAGCCAGUGGUUGACGCGGCGAAACCUCACCUUCCAGACCUGACAGAGGUGAGGGCGCGAUAUCUCGACCCGGCGAUCGAUAACCCCAGAUUACGAACGCUGUUCAUCGAGCGACGAGAGAGCCUUGCAGUGUGGCUGUUCCAAAACUGCUCCGCCGCAGAGUCCGGACAGCACACCACGGCGCUGCUGCGCUGGUUACUCACCCGAGUGUACCUCCACCAGGGCCGGCUUGUGAAUUUCUUCCUGCAAGCAAAGGCUCAGUAUGAAGCCAUCCCGCCGCCAGGCCUCGUAAACUCCGUUCUCUGUCAGGGCUACAUCUCCCUCGCGACACUGCUCUACAUUCGGGCCAUCUCGUUCAACGCCGCCGUGUGCGGUGUGCGCCUCUUUGACGCCACGGCCAUCAUCCUCUCCAACAUGCAGGAAAUGCUCCAGCUCAGCGAAAGCUCCGGCUUUCCCCACUACGAGAGACACCAGCAUGCCCGCCUCUGGGCACUGUACGUGGGCGCCUGUGCGGAAAUGUUGAUGGACCUGAAGCCUGAAGGGAGAGGCUGGUUCACUACGCACUUCGCGGCCAAAGCCAUCCAGCUGGGUGUGGCCGGCUGGGAUGAGGUGAGAAGCGUGCUGAAGGGUACCCUGUUCACGGAUCUCAUGCAUCCGGACGGGGAGGAGUGGUUUGCAAGGGUGUUGAGCACGGCGCAGAAGAAAGACGAGCUGGGUGGACCUUGA